UGCUUCAUCAUCAGGCCACUUGCAUUGUACCGAUCGGUUUAAAAAAUGAAUAGUCGAGACUCUGCCCUGGAUGCUCAGAUGAAAACCUGAAUCUUCAGAAUAUUUUCGGGAAAUGCAAACUUGUUGAAGAUGAGGGCAUGUGUCUGGUUAAAGAAAUGACCACAGAAUGAAUCGUGAAAAACCCUCCCUCCCAUUUGGCUGGAUUGUGAAACAGUCGUCAACGUACCCGGAACGUGUCUACUACUUCAACACACACAGUGGUGUAACAACAUGGGAAAUGCCUCAUCUCGUCAAAACGAACAACAAUGCUAUACCUCCACCUUGUCAUGCAGGAAAGGAACAAUUCAGUCCACCAUGCAGUCCUCGCUACUCUCCGACCGACUCCUCCGAUGAUUCCCCAUAUUACAGUGAAGCAGAAAAGCAGGACCCCCAGAAUGAGCCUGUGUUUAGUCAGUUCCAGAAGAACAUCUAUGAUGAUGUGAUUUCCAACUCUCCGUCUCACGAAAAAGACGAACAGGUAAGACCCACCAAAGAACAGUCCACUGGACAAGUACCAAAAAGAUCUCAAGGAAAAUGUCCGGACACCAGUUAUAAACACAAAGUCCGUGAGAAAGUGUCUAUGAAGGAGGAGAAGUGUAAGUCUGAGGAGAAAGUUCCUCGAGUUAAAUUCAAAAUAGAGACGCCUGAUUCAAAAUUACAGGUGAAAAAGGAAGUGAGUGACAAGCCAAGGAAGUUUGCACAAGGUGACCGACAACACUCCUUUAAUAUUUCCAAAGUGUUAACAGAAAUCAGAAAAGAUGUUGAGUCUUCUGAUAAUGUUAAAACUUCAAAGAAGAAAACUACAUCGGGAAGUGAUUCUGUUAGUAGUAUACAGAGGAUGGGGGAAUUCCCACUGCCGCUUACGAGGAAAAUUGGCAGGAGAGAGGUUGUGCGUUCAUCGGAACAUAACAAAACACAAGACAAAUCUCCACUAAAAAAGAAGGGUGAAAGUGGCAGGAGAGAGGUGGUGCGUUCACCGGAACAUAACAAAACACAAGACAAAUCCCCACGGACAAAGAAGGGGGAAAGUGGCAGGAGAGAGGUGGUGCGUUCAUCGGAACAUAACAAAACACAAGACAAAUCCCCACGGACAAAGAAGGGUGAAAGUGGCAGGAGAGAGGUGGUGCGCUCAUCAGAACGUCACAAAACACAAGACAAAUCCCUGACUGCUGCUGGAGCAGGGCGGUUUUCUAAUCUAGUACAUUUGAAACAGGGCAAGGACCCUGAGACGGUACCCAGUUCGUCAAGCAAAGAUUUGUGGACACGGAAAAGAAAAAAUUCAGAUUCCCCCACCAGUGAUGUUGUGCCUGUGAAAAUUGUGCCAAAGAAUAAUUUGUCUCUAAAAGUAUCAGUUGGAGAGAAGAGGAAAGUUGUAUUGAGUCCUCAAAGAAGGACUAAAUGUAGCCGUCAAUCAUCAGGUGAAUAUCUUGACCUCAAUGUGGAAGACCAGACAGUAGCAGAUCGUCUUCAGCGUGUCAAUCAAAAUACUUCAGCUGUUGUUGUUCGAUCACCUGUGUUUGACAGGUUGAAUGUUUCAAGUGAAGUAAGUCCGCUGAACAUUCCAGGCCCCAGUGCUGCAGUCCUCUCCCCAGUUAGAAAACAUAGACCUAACCAUCAGCCUGAUGUCAGGAGGGUGGUCUCGUCGGACAGUGAGGCUAACACUAACAACAGUGUCCCUGGGGACCCCCCCGGUCCUCGACCCCCUCCACAGGCAGACAGACUUGACCGCGUCCAGGAGUGGAUAGAUCUUAUUAAUGGGAGUCAGGAGGUCCAGCCGGAAACACCUGCAUGGUCUCAGCCUUCUGUUCAGGUUCAAGCCCUGCUAGAGCAUCCCCAGGAUGAGGAUGAGGUCUGUGACAUGGAGGUGGACGAAGACACCGACGAGGACGAGGAUCAGAUGAUAAUAGAUCUUCAAGAAGUCCGAGGAGAAUUAGAGUUCAGUUCUAGUCAGUCAGCGUUUGACCUGUCUCUGCCAUGUUCGGCUACACGGGCUGAAGCAGCCUCACAGGGGCUGUAUCUGGUUGUGGACACGAGUGUGCUCGUUAAUCACCUGAAGCCUCUGUCUGACCUGCAUGAUGAGGACAUACAAGGGUUCGGGCUGCCGACGCUGGUGUUCCCCUGGGUGGUGCUGCAGGAACUCGAUGCCCUCAAGGACAACCGGGCACGGCUAAGUCUCUCCAUGAGCUGCCAGAGCAAGGCGAGUCGAGCUGUCAAAUACAUCAAUGCCUGCUUCACCGGGAGACAUCCCAGAGUAACUGGCCAGUCUCAUAGAGAGGCAGCGGAGAUGGUGGAGGGGCUGGAGAUAGAAUGCAACGAUGACCGGGUGCUACAAUGCUGCUUGCAGUUCAGAAAUAAGUUUCGGACGUUGAGUGUGAUUCUCCUGUCGGAGGACGUCAACCUGUGUAACAAAGCCAUGAUGUGUGGGCUGGAUGCAGGCAGCAUCAAGAAUAUUCAUGGAAUCCUCGUCCUAUCUCAAGCUGUUCAAGAGCCCAACAGUGCUCAAGGAACAAACACAGUGCCUGUGAUACCCCUCACAUCACCACCAUGUCCCUCACCAGUCACGCAAGGGACACGCCCUCGUACCUCAUCAGUCACAACAGAGAAACAGGGUCACACCACGUUCGUCACACCUGUUCGUCCUGCUCAGAUGAACCGAGUCCAGAUUGACGAGAUGGUGGUGAAGGUCAAGGCUGUUGUCAAGGACACACUUGGUCUGGUUCUUGAGACCGAGAUGAAAGCAGCAUAUGACAACAUUUGGAAGACUGUUGUCUACCGGAAGCCACCUUGGUCUGCUGUGGACAUCAUGGAAUCCAUCAGGAAGCACUGGAUGGCUGUGUUUGGUAUGAUCUUGCCGAAGCAGAUGUCCAACACUGUCAACUCCAUCACCACCAAGUUCCAGCCUAACAAAGUUCCCCUCCUGAGGAGCUGUGAGGUGCUAGAGCUGAUACAGGAGCUGAUGCAGCUCAUGGAGGCACUGCAAAAACAUUCCAGCUAUAAGGGCAGAGUAAGCAUUUCUAUAGACAAACUGAAGACUGUGCAGAUGCAACUACACCACCUGAAGACUGCACCAACCUCAUCAACACCAACAUCAUCAACACCUUCAUCAUCAACACCAACAUCAUCAACACCAGCUUCAUCAACAGCACCAUCGUCUACACCUACACAGCCCAGAACAUUUACAUGCAAGCCUGUUGCCAGUCAGUCGUCCACACCGACACAAGUCUCUGUUGACCGUCCUGCUCCUUCCACACAUAGAGAUGUCACUCCUAGUCCCCGGCGACCUUCACAAGCAGGCUCUGCAGCCACCGGGACAAGCUCUGACUCCCUAGUCAAACCCUCCGGCUCGAGUCUAGCUGGGUCCAGAAUCAGGGUCAGACCUGCCGGCACUGCUCAAGCCUCCACCAGCUACAACACCGCUACAACCGCUGUCACGGCAACCCCCACAGCUAGGCAGCCUGUCCACACACAGGAUCCGACUGUGGUACAGGACUGUUUCCAGCUUGUGUGGGCGAAUGUGUACCAAGUGUGUGUGGAGAUCGAAGCCUCCCUGUCGCAGUCCGUCAACAACAGCUACCUCAGUCUAUUGACUCGCCUCACCAGGAUCAUCAAGGACCUUCGAUAUGAGUUUGCCCUAUGUCUUUCAAUUUCUCCCUAUGAAAUUUCUAAUGAGAGAGAGAAAUUUCAAAACUUCUGUGAACAGCUGAACACAGUAUUUGUGAAGCUGAAGCAUAAGCCAGUAGAGUUCGAGUCAGUUACAGUCGAUGCCCUGAUGUCCUUUUUCCGUACCACCAACAACAGGCCGCUCCUUCAGUCAGGCUUGAUGCAACUGGACAGCAUCAUCCGCAGCCUGUACGAACUGGUUAAGCAGCUGCCCGACUGACGAACAGGUCCGACCAUCAUCCUGGAUCUCACUUGAUGCUAUAUAGGAUGUUAAAGAUGCACGGGUACAUCAUCCAUAAUGACUGGCCAGACUGACUGACCAACAGGUUGGACAAUCAUCCUGAACUAUUGCCAGAUCUGACAUGAUGGCAUAUCUAACAGCUGCAUUUGUAUGUCAUCCAUAACGACGAGCCAGACUGACUGACCAACACAUCGGACUGUCAUCCAGAUCUAAAGGGUAGAUCACCAUUAGAUAGACUGUCCAUCAGGUCGGACUAUCACCCUGACCUGUUGCCAGAUCUGAAGGGUAGAUCACCAUUAGAUAGACUGUCAAUCAGGUCGGACCAUCACCCUGACCUGUUGCCAGAUCUGAAGGGUAGAUCACCACCACAGACUGUCCAUCAGGUCGGACCAUCACCCUGACCUGUUGCCAGAUCUGAAGGGUAGAUCUCCACCACAGACUGUCCAUCAGGUCGGACCAUCACCCAGAUCUGUUGCCAGAUGUGAAGGGUAGAUCUCCACCACAGACUGUCCAUCAGGUCGGACCAUCACCCUGACCUGUUGCCAGAUCUGAAGGGUAGAUCACCACCACAGACUGUCCAUCAGGUCGGACCACCACCCUGACCUGUUGCCAGAUGUGAAGGGUAGAUCACCAUUAGAUAGACUGUCAAUCAGGUCGGACCAUCACCCUGACCUGUUGCCAGAUCUGAAGGGCAGAUCACCACCACAGACUGUCCAUCAGGUCGGACAAUCACCCUGACCUGUUGCCAGAUCUGAAGGGUAGAUCUCCACCACAGACUGUCCAUCAGGUCGGACAAUCACCCUGAUCUGUUGCCAGAUGUGAAGGGUAGAUCACCACCACAGACUGUCCAUCAGGUCGGACCAUCACCCUGACCUGUUGCCAGAUGUGAAGGGUAGAUCACCAUUAGAUAGACUGUCCAUCAGGUCGGACCACCACCCUGACCUGUUGCCAGAUCUGAAGGGUAGAUCUCCACCACAGACUGUCCAUCAGGUCGGACCACCACCCUGACCUGUUGCCAGAUCUGAAGGGUAGAUCUCCACCACAGACUGUCCAUCAGGUCGGACCAUCACCCUGACCUGUUGCCAGAUCUGAAGGGUAGAUCUCCACCACAGACUGUCCAUCAGGUCGGACCACCACCCUGACCUGUUGCCAGAUCUGAAGGGUAGAUCUCCACCACAGACUGUCCAUCAGGUCGGACCAUCACCCUGACCUGUUGCCAGAUGUGAAGGGUAGAUCUCCACCACAGAGUGUCCAUCAGGUCGGACAAUCACCCUGAUCUGUUGCCAGAUGUGAAGGGUAGAUCACCACCACAGACUGUCCAUCAGGUCGGACAAUCACCCUGACCUGUUGCCAGAUGUGAAGGGUAGAUCACCACCACAGACUGUCCAUCAGGUCGGACCACCACCCUGACCUGUUGCCAGAUCUGAAGGGUAGAUCUCCACCACAGACUGUCCAUCAGGUCGGACCAUCACCCUGACCUGUUGCCAGAUCUGAAGGGUAGAUCUCCACCACAGACUGUCCAUCAGGUCGGACAAUCACCCUGAUCUGUUGCCAGAUGUGAAGGGUAGAUCACCACCACAGACUGUCCAUCAGGUCGGACAAUCACCCUGACCUGUUGCCAGAUGUGAAGGGUAGAUCACCACCACAGACUGUCCAUCGGGUCGGACAAUCACCCUGACCUGUUGCCAGAUGUGAAGGGUAGAUCACCACCACAGACUGUCCAUCGGGUCGGACAAUCACCCUGACCUGUUGCCAGAUGUGAAGGGUAGAUCACCACCACAGACUGUCAAUCUGGUCGGACAAUCACCCUGACCUGUUGCCAGAUCUGAAGAGUAGAUCUCCACCACAGACUGUCCAUCGGGUCGGACAAUCACCCUGACCUGUUGCCAGAUGUGAAGGGUAGAUCACCAUUAGAUAGACUGUCUAACAGGUCGGACAAUCACCCUGACCUGUUGCCAGAUGUGAAGGGUAGAUCACCACCACAGACUGUCCAUCGGGUCGGACAAUCACCCUGACCUGUUGCCAGAUGUGAAGGGUAGAUCACCAUUAGAUAGACUGUCUAACAGGUCGGACAAUCACCCUGACCUGUUGCCAGAUCUGAAGGGUAGAUCACCAUUAGAUAGACUGUCCAUCAGGUCGGACCACCACCCUGACCUGUUGCCAGAUGUGAAGGGUAGAUCACCAUUAGAUAGACUGUCCAUCAGGUCGGACCACCACCCUGACCUGUUGCCAGAUCUGAAGGGUAGAUCUCCACCACAGACUGUCCAUCAGGUCGGACCACCACCCUGACCUGUUGCCAGAUCUGAAGGGUAGAUCUCCACCACAGACUGUCAAUCAGGUCGGACCACCACCCUGACCUGUUGCCAGAUGUGAAGGGUAGAUCACCAUUAGACAGACUGUCUGACAGGUCGGACCACCACCCUGACCUGUUGCCAGAUGUGAAGGGUAGAUCACCAUUAGAUAGACUGUCAAUCAGGUCGGACCACCACCCUGACCUGUUGCCAGAUCUGAAGGGUAGAUCACCAUUAGAUAGACUGUCUAACAGGUCGGACAAUCACCCUGACCUGUUGCCAGAUGUGAAGGGUAGAUCUCCACCACAGACUGUCUAACAGGUCGGACCACCACCCUGACCUGUUGCCAGAUGUGAAGGGUAGAUCACCAUUAGACAGACUGUCCAUCAGGUCGGACCACCACCCUGACCUGUUGCCAGAACUGAAGGGUAGAUCACCAUUAGAUAGACUGUCCAUCAGGUCGGACCACCACCCUGACCUGUUGCCAGAUGUGAAGGGUAGAUCACCACCACAGACUGUCUAACAGGUUGGACAAUCACCCUGACCUGUUGCCAGAUGUGAAGGGUAGAUCACCAUUAGAUAGACUGUCUAACAGGUCGGACCACCACCCUGACCUGUUGCCAGAUCUGAAGGGUAGAUCACCAUUAGAUAGACUGUCUAACAGGUCGGACCACCACCCUGACCUGUUGCCAGAUGUGAAGGGUAGAUCACCAUUAGACAGACUGUCCAUCAGGUCGGACCACCACCCUGACCUGUUGCCAGAUCUGAAGGGUAGAUCACCAUUAGAUAGACUGUCUAACAGGUCGGACCACCACCCUGACCUGUUGCCAGAUGUGAAGGGUAGAUCACCACCACAGACUGUCUUACAGGUCGGACAAUCACCCUGACCUGUUGCCAGAUGUGAAGGGUAGAUCACCAUUAGAUAGACUGUCAAACAGGUCGGACAAUCACCCUGAGCUGUUGCCAGAUGUGAAGGGUAGAUCUCCACCACAGACUGUCCAUCAGGUCGGACAAUCACCCUGAUCUGUUCCCAGAUGUGAAGGGUAGAUCUCCACCACAGACUGUCCAUCAGGUCGGACCAUCACCCUGACCUGUUGCCAGAUGUGAAGGGUAGAUCACCACCACAGACUGUCAAUCAGGUCGGACAAUCACCCUGAUCUGUUGCCAGAUGUGAAGGGUAGAUCACCAUUAGAUAGACUGUCAAACAGGUCGGACAAUCACCCUGAGCUGUUGCCAGAUGUGAAGGGUAGAUCUCCACCACAGACUGUCCAUCAGGUCGGACAAUCACCCUGAUCUGUUCCCAGAUGUGAAGGGUAGAUCUCCACCACAGACUGUCCAUCAGGUCGGACCAUCACCCUGACCUGUUGCCAGAUGUGAAGGGUAGAUCACCACCACAGACUGUCAAUCAGGUCGGACCAUCACCCUGACCUGUUGCCAGAUGUGAAGGGUAGAUCACCACCACAGACUGUCCAUCAGGUCGGACAAUCACCCUGAUCUGUUGCCAGAUCUGAAGGGUAGAUCACCACCACAGACUGUCUAACAGGUCGGACAAUCACCCUGAGCUGUUGCCAGAUGUGAAGGGUAGAUCUCCACCACAGACUGUCCAUCAGGUCGGACAAUCACCCUGAUCUGUUCCCAGAUGUGAAGGGUAGAUCUCCACCACAGACUGUCCAUCAGGUCGGACCAUCACCCUGAUCUGUUGCCAGGUCUGAAGGGUAGAUCACCACCACAGACUGUCCAACAGGUCGGACAAUCACCCUGACCUGUUGCCAGAUCUGAAGGGUAGAUCACCACCACAGACUGUCCAUCAGGUCGGACAAUCACCCUGAUCUGUUGCCAGAUCUGAAGGGUAGAUCACCAUUAGAUAGACUGUCCAUCAGGUCGGACCAUCACCCUGAUCUGUUGCCGGAUCCAGUGACUAUGGUGGCUGCACAUAGAUUCUGCAGGUUCAGCUGACAAUCCAAUACAAACUACACAGUUGUAGUUGGGAUGGUUUGGUUCAUUCAAAACAUUACAAGCUGCUAUCUGAGACUGCUGACAUCAAGUCUGUUAUACACAGGAUUUU
Molecule: messenger RNA, 8296 nt
Organism: Haliotis rufescens (red abalone)
Lineage: Eukaryota; Metazoa; Mollusca; Gastropoda; Lepetellida; Haliotidae
Exons: 23
Coding region: 167-3919 (1250 amino acids)
Cellular component (GO): nucleus
Molecular function (GO): protein binding
Source: RefSeq, a predicted model, not a curated record